CGGUGCCGGGACACAGAGCUCGCCGACACCCAACGCUUCCCGUUCUGGGAAGCCUUCGAGACGAAACGACUGGAGAGGGAGAGUGGGCUGACCUGGUAUAUUCCUGGCAAUCGGCAUUACUCUCUCCCACCAGAGGAGGCCCUUUCGAACAUAGGGGACUGCGGGCUCCCUGGUUACUGGUUCCACUGGUAGAUAUGGUGCUAGAGGACUUGUCGGACCUGUACGACGACGCUCGUGAUCGUAGAUGGGGGACUAUGACAAGAAAGAAGAUGAACAUGGCGCUAGCGUCGUUGGAAGACCUUUCGAGACGGAACAAGAUGAAAGCAUGCAAUGCGUUCGACUCAGGCGAAAUGGCGAAGCACAUCCAGGACCUGCCUCAGCCCAGCCGUUGCAAGACUGACGUCGAUGCAAGUCGGGAUUUUACCCGCGCUCAAGGGUAUCUGGCAAUGCUGCGACUGAUAAAGAGCUCCCCACCGAAUUCAGAGUACGUCAAGAUCGCUGCUUCCAUCCUUGCCGGCUUCGCCUCAAGCCUCUCCAUCCUUGCCUGGCAACCAUCUCCAGGAAGAAUCGGAGAAGGUUUCUAUUCACAGCACCGCAUACUCCGUAUGCUGGAGGAAGACGACUUCCGCUACUGUACGGUCCACAUGCUCGACAGUUUGAUAGAACAGUUCUCCACGAGCGUCUCAGACUCACAGCCGUGUGACAGUACGCGCGACCUUGGGGACGCAUCUCUCUCUGCGAUAUGGUCCUUCGCUCAUGCAGCAAGCGACAUACACGCUCAUCACCAUGAUCGCAAGACCCGUCGACUUUGCCCUUCGUGCCAGGCUGCAGGAGAUGGUACGGCAAGGACAGACAUGACACAGGGGCAGGAAUGCGGUGAGGUGCAAGUCAGUCAUUGCAUUCCAGGGGGCGACGAAGCAGCUGGAGGAAGAGGCACCCAGCAGCAGAUAUACUAUAAAAUGCARCUGRGCAAUAGUUUCACCACACUUUGUCCACUGGGGUGGUCUUUGGAGACAGAAAUCCCUGAUUUCCAUGGAGCGGACACUGUCUGGGCGCAGGCCGUGAACUCUGCUCUACGUAGACUGGAAACGGUGGACAUCCUGCUCGACGUUGCAAUCAGAUCGCCGAAUCUGUCAAGCAGCAUAGUGACCGACUGUGUCCGGACUCUAUCCUGUCUUUGGUCCCGAAGGAUGAUCAAGUGGCAUCGAUUCGAUGGCGAACUGUUGAACGAUUUCCCUCAGCCUAUACGGAUGACGUGAGAGCAAAGCUGAAGUUGCUGGUGAAUCGGUUUAGUGAAUUUACUUC
Chara braunii is the source of this 1305-nucleotide messenger RNA. NCBI's taxonomy places the organism in Eukaryota, Viridiplantae, Streptophyta, Charophyceae, Charales, Characeae. The record is from the annotation of a GenBank genome assembly.